Molecule: messenger RNA, 1062 nt
Organism: Apis florea (little honeybee)
Lineage: Eukaryota; Metazoa; Arthropoda; Insecta; Hymenoptera; Apidae
Product: U-scoloptoxin(05)-Sm1a
Source: RefSeq, a predicted model, not a curated record
GCAGCGUAACGUAGAAAGUCAGUUGGACGGCGGCGCCGCACCAGUCGUACGCGUAGGGACGCGCCUUUUCGUGGUCCAGCGAUCAAAUAUCGGCCGCUCGUGAUUUCGUGCGCCCCUUUAGUGCCUCCCUUCGAACUCGAACUCGAACGUUGGAGGAAUUCGAUUAAUUUUAAAUCUCGUAGACGAGAGAAAUCGAAUGAGAUAAUUUGAGAAAAAGAGCGGAAGACGAGGAAAGAUAAAAGAGGACUUUGAAAGAGAGAGAGAGAGAGAGAGAGAGUGGAGGAUCGUCGCGUCUCGAUCUUCUCGAUCGUGAUAUCUCUUCUUUAUUGUGAGGAGGGAGGAUAAUCGUAAUCGUGAUCGAGGACGAAUCGAGGAUAGAAGGAAGGUUGGGAAAGGGACGGAAGUCGGUGGAUCAAGUGCCUUUUUCUUUCUGUUUCGCGGGGAUACCGUUGGUCCCGCCCCUCUGGGCGGCUCCUGGCACCCGGAAGUAUCCUCGGCCCGAAUACUGACGGACCUGUCCUCGCAGUACGAGCUCCCAUCGCCGCAACCAGGAUGUUUUUGUCCUCGAGAGCUUUCCCGCCGAUUCUCUUCGCGGCGCUCUUCCUCUGCAUCGGACUGGCACACGGUAUCAGAUGUUACAAAUGCGGGCAGUACAACGAGGGAGUCGGCAGCAUCACGCCGUGCAUCAAUUACACCGCUCACAUGCAUCUGAAGGAAUGUCCACCCUCGGCCGAAUGGUGCAUCAAAUAUGUCAGCGAAGGGUCGAUAGUUCGAGACUGCGUGCCAACGUGUGUGGAAAAGGAGGCCUGGAGCACGAUGACGUAUUGUUGCCAGCAGGACGGCUGCAACUCGGCCCCAUCGUUCGUGUCCAGCAACAGCCUCGCGAUGGUCGCGAUCACGAUGGUGCUCCUCCUUGUGCUUCGUGGCUAAUACGUCGUUUCCAGCGACCAGGUGACCGCGAAUGGAAGCUACGGGAUCCCUUCGACAUCACCGCGCUAACCAUCGAUUAUUGUCCUGGCCUUUAUCUUGCUGACUGGACGUUGACCAGUCGAUAGUUGUCGA